Messenger RNA from Phaeodactylum tricornutum CCAP 1055/1, 1881 nucleotides. RefSeq lists its product with no specific name. Gene Ontology annotation, cellular component: intracellular anatomical structure. NCBI's taxonomy places the organism in Eukaryota, Bacillariophyta, Bacillariophyceae, Surirellales, Neidiaceae. The transcript has 2 exons. Gene Ontology annotation, molecular function: protein binding. The coding region runs from base 1 to 1881 and encodes 626 amino acids. The record is from RefSeq and is a predicted model, not a curated record.
AUGCGGCAUCAGCAACUACAGGGAGAAACUCCGUUUUCAUUUCCCGCCUUGGAUGGGGAAACAAGAAUUGAUCUCGGCGCGUACCAAAGACUAAUCGUGACGAAUUUGGACGUCAAUGAGGCAGGCCGGGCUUAUUUUAACUUAGGUCUACGGCUCAUGCUUUCAUACCAGCACGAAAUGGCCUCCAAGUGUUUCCUGGCAUCACUAGAAAACAGCCCAGACUGUGCUUUGGCCCACGGUCUUUUGGCACUAUGUCAUUCGCCGAACUACAACUUUAAGGGUGAAGCCUACUACGAGUCAGCCUGUCACUAUGAAGACACAGACAAGCCUGAUCUGCUCUGCGUCUUUCCUUCUCAGCAAGUCGCCGAUCGACACAGUCGAAUGGCUGUGGAGAAAAUUGAGGAGUUGCGCAAGGCACACCGUAAACGCAAGGGGAAAAAGAAACAGAGGACGGUUCCUUCCAAUAACGGCGAAAAGCUACCUUCUGUAAUAUCGGAUGUAGAAUGUCAGUGGCUUGCGGCGAUUCGUGUAUUGACGAGUUCUCCGGGUGUCGACCCAGACUUGAGCCACGAUAUUGUCGGUCGACCCUACUCCGACGCCAUGCGAAAAGUAUACGAAAAGUUCGACAACGAUCCAGAAAUCGCCUACGGUUUCGCGGAGUCAUUGAUGGUUUUGAAUGCCUGGCAGCUAUACGAGUAUCCAUCCGGCAAGCCGCUCAGCCCGGAUGUAGUGGAAACCCGAGCUGUGCUGGAGCGUUCGCUAAAAAUUCAUCCGCAUCACGCCGGUCUGUGCCACAUGUACGUGCACCUUUCCGAAAUGUCAGCGCAUCCCGAAAAGGCCUUGGCUGCCUGUCAGCCGCUCCGCGGAGAAUUCCCCCAUGCUGGACAUCUGGUGCACAUGGCAACGCACAUCGACGUCUUGCUGGGUGACUACGAGUCCUGUGUGCACUUCAACUGUCAAGCCAUCCGGGCCGAUCGACAUGUCAUGGCGAGUAGUCCGGCAACGGCUGGUAAGGAAAGUUUUUACUUUGGAUACAUUGUACACAAUUAUCACAUGGCCGUAUAUGGGGCCAUUCUCGGAGGGAUGCAAGGGAAAGCUAUGGAAUUGGCGGACGAGUUGAACGAACUUAUCAACGAAGAUAUGUUCCGAGAGUUUCCCGAUUUGACGUCAUAUUUGGAAAGCUAUGCAGCUCUGGAAGUGCACAUUAUGGUUCGUUUUGGGCGCUGGAAGGAGAUCUUGGAGUUAGAAUUGCCGAAGGAUCAGCGCCUGAUGUUGUUUCGGGCCUGUACUCUGCGGUACGCCCGAGGCUUGGCGCUAGCUGCUCUAGGCCGCGUCGAGGAAGCCAACAAGGAGAUGAUGACGUUGGAUGCGUUGCGGGUUGAUCCCGAAGCGACGAUGCGAAUUUUGCACAACAAUACCAUUUUUGAUUUGCUCGCGGUAGAUUCUGUAAUGCUGCACGGGGAAAUUGCCUAUCGAGAAGGACAAUACGAAAAGGCGUUUGCACUGUUGCGGCAGUCCGUACAAAUGCAGGAUGACUUGGUGUUUGACGAACCGUGGGGUAAGAUGCAACCAAUUCGCCAUGCCUUGGGUGGAUUAUUAUUGGAACAGGGACUCUUGGAAGAGGCUAUAGCGGUGUUUCGAAAAGAUUUACAUUUUCAUCCCAAGAAUCCUUGGGCCUUGGUUGGUUUGAUUGAAUGCUUGAAAUGUCAACAGCCAUGUUGCUGCGAAGCGACCGAUCGAAAUGCCGAGAUUGCUAUGCUGCAAUCACAGCUUGCAAUAUGUCGCAGUGGUGAGCUGGCUGAUUUUGAUAUAGAAGUACCGUGCGAGUGCUGUCAACGUUCACCGGGGCAAAAUACAAACGAAACGCAAAUCUUGGAAUAG